Eimeria mitis is the source of this 1359-nucleotide messenger RNA. RefSeq names its product phosphodiesterase, putative. Gene Ontology annotation, biological process: signal transduction. Gene Ontology annotation, molecular function: 3',5'-cyclic-nucleotide phosphodiesterase activity. NCBI's taxonomy places the organism in Eukaryota, Apicomplexa, Conoidasida, Eucoccidiorida, Eimeriidae. The record is from RefSeq and is a predicted model, not a curated record. The transcript has 12 exons. The coding region runs from base 1 to 1359 and encodes 452 amino acids.
AUGUGGUCCCUUUUCGUCGUUUUGCAGCUUCUGGACGCGGCAGAGCGCAAUAUGAAUCUUAUUGGCAAGCAGUGGUCGUUCAGCGUUCUAGAGCUAGAGCAAGAAGUGAACGAUGCCAGUCGACAGUUCAUCCCAAGGGAGCUGACGCUUGCGCUCAUGCUUCUGGACGCGGCAGAGCGCAAUAUGAAUCUUAUUGGCAAGCAGUGGUCGUUCAGCGUUCUAGAGCUAGAGCAAGAAGUGAACGAUGCUCUCUUUGUAGUAGGGGCCGCCCUUCUGGGCCCCGUAGUGACAGACUGGGGCUGUUGCAACAACGAACUGUGUCAGUUUCUGCGUACCUUGCAGUGCCAGUAUCAGCCAAAUCCUUACCACAACCAGUUGCACGCAGCCAUGGUGGGGCAUGCCGCAGUUAGCCUCGCGAAUAUGCUGGGCAUUUGGCAGAUAAUGGAACCGCUAGAGCAGGCUGCACUGGCAGUUGCCGCCUUGGCUCACGAUGUUGGGCAUCCCGGCCGCACCAAUCAAUUCUUCGUGGCUUGCUUUGACCCAUUGGCUAUCAUCUACAACGACAUCUCCCCUCUUGAGAAUUUCCACUCUUGUUUGUGUUUUCGCAUUCUUGAAAGGAGGAACUGCAAUAUUUUUUUUUUGUUGUCGGUCGGGGGGUUCCGUUUUGUGCGGUCGAAGAUCAUCGAGUGUAUCCUUAGCACCGACAUGAAGCAGCACUUUGAGGAUAUUUCAAAGUUUCGCAUGCGGCGACAAAGCGAAGAGUUCUCCUUUCGAAAUUCAGCUGAAGACAGAUGGGCCACCCUGCGCAUGUGCGUCAAAUUGGGAGACCUCUGCCACACUGCCCUCCCCUGGUCCGACCACUUUGUUAUGUCGUGCGCCAUCACGGAGGAGUUUUACCAGCAGGGAGACGAAGAACUGCGACGGGGUAUGUCGGUAUCGCCACUGUGCAGCCGGGCGGCCCAAAUGGAUAUUGCAAAGUCGCAAGAAAGUUUCUUGUCGUUUGUAGCUCGACCGCUUGUUGCUGAAUUGGUUGAGUUGGAUGGCCACAAACAGAUGGCGUACGUCUCUUGUGUGCUGUCCACUUUGGACGACAACAUGGAGCGCUGGAAAGCGUUGGCGGCGGAUGGCACAUCCGUAUCCUUACCGGCGACAAACAAGCAAACUCAACAGCCUUUGGUGGAAGCAGGGAAUUACGACAGACAGUGGCAGUACUUCAUGGAUGGACAAACGAAGUUUGAACUUGAAGCAAAAGACAGGGAAAACAAUGCCUCUCUGCACUGGACAGAUCUGAUUGAGGCUCUAGCCUCAAAUUACCGCUUCCCAAGCGGCUCAAGCAGCCGCAGUUUCUGGCGCUGCUGA